Messenger RNA from Xiphophorus maculatus (southern platyfish), 6314 nucleotides. It is a transcript of the gene kcnk12, whose product is annotated as potassium two pore domain channel subfamily K member 12. The record is from RefSeq and is a predicted model, not a curated record. The transcript has 2 exons. Gene Ontology annotation, cellular component: membrane. Gene Ontology annotation, molecular function: potassium ion leak channel activity. Gene Ontology annotation, biological process: stabilization of membrane potential; potassium ion transmembrane transport. Lineage: Eukaryota; Metazoa; Chordata; Actinopteri; Cyprinodontiformes; Poeciliidae. Bases 578 to 1810 code for a protein of 410 amino acids.
AGUGAUCUCACCAUAUGCGCUGUGGUGGGAUUCAGCGUGCCACUACAACAUGCACACAACGACUGCGGCUUCGCUCUUCCCAGAACACCAAACCUGAGGAUACAGGACUUUAUUCAAGAUCGACAGCGGGAUAAUCUGUAAGUUACGCCUCCCUUUUUUUAUCUUUUGUGGAGACCUGGGGGGGUUUGGUGCAGGGGACUCGGAGGAUACUGCUGCCUGUUGGUGCACAUAGACGCGCGGGUCCUUGUUGGAUUCAGUCUGCAGUCCACUUACCACCAACUGCAUUGCCACACAGCCGUGGGAAGAGAAUGUGUUUAUUAUGAAACUCUGCGCCCGCCUGGAGCUUUUCUUCUCAACUCUUUGUGGAUCAUCGCGCUUAUGUCCGCAUGUGGAGUGCAGAUCAUCACUCUUUGAAAUAACUACAAUGUGGUGCGCAAAGUAAAGUGGAGGAAAUGUUGCAUCCGCGCGCAGUGGACGGGCAGGACUGUGACUUCCAGAGCGUGCCCGCCGACCCGUGAACGCCGCACUCGAUGUGGAGCUUGUCGCUGUCCGACGCGCGUGUGGUGCUGAAAUUUGGAUGAUGCCCAGCCUGCGACUGCAGGGCUGCCGCUCCCUGCACCUGAACGAGGACAACGGCCGCUUCGUCCUGCUCGCCGUGCUCAUCCUGGUGUACCUGCUGUGCGGCGCUGCGGUCUUCUCGGCCAUAGAGAGGCCCUCGGAGCUGCGGGCUCACGGCCGCUGGAACGGGACGCUCCUCAACUUUAGUGAGACCUUCAACAUCAGCCUGCAGGAGCUCAACUCUUUCCUGCGGGAGUACGAGGCCGCCAUAGCCGCCGGGAUCCGGGCUGACGCUCUGAGACCGAGAUGGGAUUUUACUGGAGCUUUUUAUUUUGUUGGAACUGUGGUGUCGACUAUAGGGUUUGGGAUGACGACGCCUGUGACAAUUGCAGGGAAAGUGUUCCUAAUUUUUUAUGGACUUCUGGGCUGUGCUGCCACUAUCCUGUUCUUUAACCUUUUCUUGGAGCGCAUCAUCACUCUGCUGGCUGUAGUGAUGAAGGCCGUGAGGGAGAGGAGAAUCAGGAACAGCGGUCUCCUUCCGCCGGGGAUCCGACAUGACUUCUCAGCCUACUCUCUCCCGGGAUGGAAGCCCUCCGUCUAUCACGUGAUGCUGAUUCUGGGACUGUCGGCCAUUACCAUUUCCUGCUGUGCGUCGGCCAUGUACAGCCCAGUGGAGGGCUGGGCCUACUUAGACUCACUCUACUUCUGCUUCGUCACCUUCAGCACCAUUGGCUUCGGAGACUUUGUCAGCAGCCAGAGCGCCGCUUACGAAUACCAAAGCCUCUACAGGGUGGCCAACUUCUUCUUCAUGUUAAUGGGUGUCUGCUGCAUCUACUCACUCUUCAACGUCAUUUCCAUCGUCAUCAAGCAGGUGCUCAACUGGAUGCUGGAGAAAAUGAGCUGUUUGUUUUGUCAACGUUGCAAUAAGGCUAACGCCUUCCUAGGGAGGCGAAAUGCCAUCCGCCCGGGCUCCAGGGGUCGCAAGGGUCGCUUCAACCAUCAGCCAGAAUCAGAAGGGCCUUGCGAUAGUGACACUGAGGGACGGAGACUAUCAGGGGAAAUGAUCUCCAUGAAGGACCUGGCAGCAUCAAACAAGGUGUCACUGGCGAUCAUGCAGAAGCAGCUGUCUGAGUCUGCCAACGGAUACCCCAGAACGGUCUGCGGCAGCUCCCGCCAUAAUGGUUUCUCUGGGGGAGUCGGGGCGCUCGGCAUCAUGAACAACAGACUGGCAGAGACGAGUAACUCCAGGUAGAACGCAUAGAGAGUCUGAAAACAAAUCAUUCACGCUCCUCUCAAGCCUCACUACAGAAGUUUGACAUGCUAAUGAAAGGAUAACUUGUUAUGCACGAGAUAUAUCGUUUUUACUCCUGACUGGGAUUACAAACCUGCGGUGAGGAUGGCGGCAUGAAGAGAGAAUCACAGAGCUGAUCUUAAAGCAUGGUGACCAUAUUCUAGACCUAAAGCCCUGAAAUAAAACAAGUCACUAAAAAGCUUGGCUGGAAUCCUUUGGUGCAGUCGGUCAGCUCAUCAGACGUUUUAUGGCUGAAUCAUUGAGCUGAACAGAAGCCAAGUGAAGCAAACUGCACAGUUUUUACUGUCUUGGGGUGUUGCCAGGUCAUUUGAAUGUACAUAUUGGAUGCUGACGAAAACAAUUAUAACCACUGAAUGAUAUAGCACAUACUGAUCUAUGCAUUACACUUCUCAUGCAUUUUUGCACCAUUUCUCAACCUUCCAUAUUUUUCUCCCCUACCACAUCCUUUUGGUGAUGAUUGAUUUCUUUUCCGGGGGCCAACAGUGAAAAGUGGACUUUCACCGCAUGGCCGUGAUGCAGCUGAUUAAAACAGGGUUGUAGCAUAGGAUGCCUUUCUAGUGCUACACCAACAGGAUACAAAGGGUCAUUUCCUCUCUCCUCAGAUGGAAGAAAGGCAAAAGUUGAAGAAUGAAAAUCUAUUUCAUGUUAGAGAGGGACUGGCUUUCUUAUCAGCUAUAGGCACAUGUUUGAGUGGCCACAGACAUCGACUUGUCAGGUAAAAGAAGGCACCAUCCAAAUCUUUCUUUCUCUCUGCCAUAUGUGUUAGUCUUAACAGUGAGGAUAAUAAAGAGUUUUAGUGUUUAAAUAGUUAUUGAUGGCAAUAUCUUAAAAGUAUUUGCAAAACAAAAUAAAUGAGAAAACAUACCGAGCAUAAGUUGAAGAUGCUGAGGAGAUACAUUCAAGUGCAAAAGCUUAGUCAUAAAUUUGUUUCUGAUUUCAAAAAUUGUCAGAUUCAGUGCCUUGCAAAUGUACUCUUACCGCACUAAAAGUUUAUUAUAGUACAACCACAAACUUCAAUGUAUUUUGUAGGAAUUUUAUGUGACUGACCACAGCAGUGCAUACCUGCAAAGUGCAAGGAAAUCUUUUCAAAUGAAAACUGUUCAGUUCCCUUUAUUCUACCAGGUCAGGAAUAAAGUUAUGAAGAAGUUUAAAGCACUGAUAGAUUAUAAAUCAUAGGAAGCUCUAUUCUAAUCCAUCAUCUGAAAGUUGGAAUUAAUAUUAAUCGAGGAGAGCAUUAAUUGGAAAAGCGGCCAAGACAUCCGUGGUAACUCUUGAGGAGAAUCUGUUCACAAGACAACUAUCAGCUGUGCCCUUUAGAAAUCUAGUCUUUUUGUUUGAAUAGCAAGAGAAAACUUUCUGGAAGAAAAUCUGAAAUAAAUCCUGUUUGCAGUUUGCCAAAAGUAAGACACCAAACAUCUAAAACAAACCUCUGCAACUCCACUUCUCAAGAGCCACUGCUCUGCAACUUUUGGAUACAUUCCUGCUCCAAAACACCUGAAUCAAAAGGCUAAAAUAUAUCCUUGGUAUGUCAGAAAGUUUAGCAAAAACUAAACUCUAAACUCUAAUGACUCUAAUCAUUCUAGUGAAGCAAACUGCUUCAUUCUAAUGAAUGAUUAGAGUCACUAAUCAUUCAUUUUAUUCUGGUUUAUUACAGCAGGGAUGUUGUGGCAUUCGAAGACAGUGCUGCGGUGAGAUGAGACCAAGAUUUAGCUUUUUGGCCAUUAAGCAAAAUGUGCUUAAAUGUGAGACUUAUCCUCGUAAAUAUGAUAUCUCAUGGUGAUACAUGGUGGUGGCAGUAUCAUGCUGUGAAGAUUUUUUCCUUAAGCAGGUACAGGCAAGAUGGAGAUAAAACCAGGGCAAACCUGGAAGUAAACUUGUGAAAGGCAGCAAAACAAGUGAGACUGCUUCACUUUGCAGCAGGACAAAUAUAAACAUACAAUAAGAUUGCUUAGAUCAAAUCAUAUGCAUGUCUUACAGUGACCUAGUCAAAGUCCAAUAUUCUUCAUGAGUCAGAAGAAAUAUAGAACAAUGUAAUUUUCCUACACUUUCACUAAUGCACUGCUUUGUGUUGGUGCUAAGUCUAAAAUCUGCACAAAGAUCAAUAACCUUUGUGCUUUUAAUUUGAAAACAGUUUUAAGGGAUGUGAAUAUUUUUGCAAGGCAUUGUACAAAUUAGAAAAAUACCUACCUUAAUUUAUUUGAGGUAAAGGAUCACUUCAGAGGUUGUCAGCUAACAUAAAAGUCACAUAAAAAACUGAGGAAAUCUUAAGUACUUCUAGAAAAGACUCAACUGUUUGAAAAAUCACAAAGUAUUCAAAACCAGUGAACCUGGAGCAGAUAAUAGAGAGACAGCAGAGCAUCUCCAGGCAGCAGAGUCUUUCUGUCUUGUGAUUUAAAUAAGAACCGAUGGCCAACACAGAGGCUGAAGGAAGAAAACUUUCUCAAAGAAGUAUUCACACAUGACAAAAAUUUGCAUUCAACUUCAAAUCAUCCAGCGACUGAGUGGUGUUGUUGCAACUUUUACAGUCCAGCCACACUCUCGUAAAUAUUACAGCUUUGCAAGACAUAUUAAAGAUAGUUUCUCAUUCUUGAUGUUUUAUGUUCGCUGCUCUUUAGAGGGACAUCUACAGAUUUUUGAUGAUGUUUAGCUUGGGGACUCAGCAUCUCUCUAAGAAAAGGUUACCUGCAGCAAAGUCCCCAAAGCAGGAUCGAUGCAUGCCCACUACCAGGAGCCAGAUGUUUUAUGAAUACCUGCGUUCUUUAUUCUACGGGCAAACCUUUGUUUGCCAUAAUUUAAAUCUGAAGCUUUGUUCUUACUGCUCAUGAAAACUAAUUUUAUUUGCUUCAGGAAAAAUAUUGUGAAGGUGCUGUUGGAUAACAUUGUGUCCUCUAUACAGUCUGACUUUGAAAUUCUUGUUUCUAUGAGAUAUUUAUGUGUUAGAGAUAUGAAGCCAUGCGAUGUUUGAUGUUCGGAAACAUCGACUCAACAGAGGAGGACACAUUUAUAGCUGAACUGUGUUGGUGACAGUGAUGUGGGUAACAGGGGGGGGGAAAGGCAGCAGAAAGUUGCGGCGGCAUUAAUCGACCCCUUCCAGAUCCAGAUUCGUGCUCAAUGCAAAUUUACGGCCACGGGUUCACCCACUGCCGCCAUCUAUCUUCAACAUCUAACGUCCUUCAAUGAACUUUGCGGGGUUUUUUUCUUUCCUGUGUUUCUCCAUCAUCUCUCCUUUGACUUUGCAUGCACUGAAGCAAACCCCUUCCUGCUUUCUUUUCUUUGCAGAUCUGCUGCUCCUGCUCUUACACUGUGAAUAACAGGCAUGUCAUAAAUGUAUAUAUGUAAAGAACUGGAAUGUCUUUUAAAGACCGUUCACAAUAGGGUGUGGACUGAAUUCGAAGCUCUGAGUUUUAGUGCAUAGAUCGGAAUAAUUUCCUUUGCUCCCUAUAGUCUCAACCAAGAGGAAUAGAGAAAAUGACUCAGGUAGUUAAAUUUUCAGGCCUGGCUUAGUUGUUUUUUUUUCUGCAUGCCAUUAUGGUAAAGCCAUAGCUGUAUAUAAAACAGAGUACUGUUUCAAAUCUAUUUUUCUACAUAUAGCUCAAAUAUCUACAUAUGGAACAAAGUCUCUGCUUCAACUUGUCUGUCAUACAGUCACUCAGCAGAAAAAUGGAAUAAAAGAACCAGAAUUUGUCCAUCCUGCAAAAGCAUGAAUACGAGAAAAGAAUGAGAGCAAAACAUUUCAAAAUUUACAGAAUUUGUUAUUGUUUUUCAUUGGAACAAGUUUAUAUUUUAUAUUUCCCCAAAAAACAGACUAAUGUUGAGGUGGAGAUGUGUUAAAGCUUACAGCAGCACUGCAGCAAUGAACUUACACACCCCUAAAAUGUUUUAGCAGUCAUAUGAAUUCUGUAUUCUGUACCAAAUUACACAUUGAAUCUAGUGAUACUUUCCCUGGUGUAAUUUGUCUCCAAGGGUUAGAAGGAGUUGAAUUGCUGACACCUCUUUAAAACAAUCAAUACAAAAUAAAUAAUGUUAUAUAUAAAUCUUCACCUUUCCUCUAAGAACUAAGGUUAAAGUGGCAGAGGUUUCAUUACUUUCUUCAACAGUACAUCUAUAUAAUCAGCUGCUGUGUAUCCAUAACCUUACUCUCUAAAAGGAUUACAUUCUUUAGCAUUUUGUGCCAUCAGAUCAUACUACACAUGACUGAAAAAGAUACUACUUUGAAUUCUUUCUUGAAUAUAGGCCACUGCUCUACUGAAGAUGCUGUUUAAAUAAAUAUGAUCAUGUUUUAAUCUGUAUUAAACCUGAAACUGAAACACGUCAAGCUUUUAAAGAUACAAGCAGUGGCACUCAGAUAUUUGUAUAGACUCAUCAUGAUAUGACUACAGCGGUUUAAUGAUUUUUAUUGUCAACAAAAAACACAAAAAUGCACCUUAGAUGAUUUUUAAAAGCA